AUGCCAAUAGCCUCUGCAGCAUCGCUGGACAACAUGGUCUUUUAUCAAGGCCCACCUUUGCAGUCGGCCGCACGUAAGACGUCUGAACGUAUCCCCGCCUCGAAAAGCGGACCUGGCGAAGUCGUGUUCAGCUUAUCGAGCCAUUGCCAGCCGCCGAUUGACCCUUUCGGCGGAGAAAUCGACACUGGCUCUCUGAAGCUUCGUGUAGCGUCUAUGAUCGCACCGUUGCACGGCCAGAAGCUCAGUUCGUCCCAACCACUACCUGGGGCUAGUCGCAGUUCGUUCCUCGACGAGACAGUGCAGAUCCCCGAUGCCGUGUUCUCGACGCCCAAAAUUGUGUCAACCGUGGAACCAGUCGAUUCCUCUCGUUCACCAGGUAGCGUAGCCAAGCUGCUGGGGCCUACGGACAAGCUCUACGGCGCUCUUAUUUCAUCCGCCGGGCCCAUUAUCCAUUCUCGCCCCGAAGACACGGAGUCUACCUCUGUUGGAGAGACUGGUGAUAAUUGUGGGCCGUGGUCCGAUGGCGGAGUGCCUGCUCGCGACCUAUCGAAUCGACGGCCUUCUGCGCGCUCCACAAGCUGGCCGAGCCUAACGGCGUGCGAUGAUACCGAUGAGCAUUCUGUCGGAUUUCCAAUCUCGACCCGGGUCCCGUCGGCCGAUUUCGAUGGCAGCAACAGUGACCCCCUCUAG
Messenger RNA from Recurvomyces mirabilis, 690 nucleotides. RefSeq lists its product as uncharacterized. The transcript is spliced from 3 exons. Lineage: Eukaryota; Fungi; Ascomycota; Dothideomycetes; Mycosphaerellales; Teratosphaeriaceae. The coding region runs from base 1 to 690 and encodes 229 amino acids. The record is from RefSeq and is a predicted model, not a curated record.